ACAUUUGUAUCUUCAAGCUUAACCAAUAUCACGUGUCUAAAAUUUUCUGCUCUUGUUUCACUAAAACGUUGACUUUUAGAUAAUGGAACUCAAUCUAGAGGUGAUCCAAAGAGAAGUGAUCAAACCUUCAUCACCUGCACCUCAUGAUCGCCUUCAACUAUCAGUCAUCGAUUUUGGCAUUGCAGAAGCUUGCGUGCCCAUGAUCUUCUUCUACAACCUCGCGGAUCUUGCGGAAAAGUCCCCGGAUAUUGUCUCAACAAGGCUGAGAAGCUCUCUAUCCCAGGCGCUGUCACGUUUCUAUCCUCUCGCUGGAAAAAAAGAAGGUGUCUCCAUCAGCUGUAACGACGAAGGAGCUGUGUUCACAGAGGCACGCACAAAUCUCCUCUUGUCUGAGUUCCUAAGAAACAUCGAUAUCAACUCUCUAAAGAUUUUGAUUCCGACACUCGCACCAGGAGAAUCUCUGGAUUCUCGGCCGUUGCUGAGUGUCCAGGCUACUUUCUUCGGGUCGGGAUCAGGUCUUGCUGUUGGGAUCUGCGUCUCUCACUGUAUCUGUGACGCAGCCUCAGUGUCUACGUUUGUCCGAGGCUGGGCUGCAACAGCCAGAGGGGAUUCUAAUGAUGAGUUGAGUACUCCUCAAUUUGCAGAGGUGGCCAUCCAUCCUCCAGCUGAUAUCUCUAUUCAUGGCUCACCUUUCAAUGCCUUGUCCGAGGUUAGAGAAAAAUGUGUCACAAAUCGGUUUGUGUUUGAAUCAGAUAAGAUCACAAAGCUCAAAAUCGUGGCCGCCAGCAAGAGUGUGCCGUCCCCUACACGUGUGGAAGCCGUCAUGUCACUUAUAUGGCGAUGUGCCAGAAAUGCCUCACACGCUAACUUGAUCGUCCCAAGGGCCACAAUGAUGACUCAAUCCAUGGACUUGCGGCUUAGAAUUCCUACUAAUGUUUUGUCACCUGACGCGAUUGGAAACUUACAAGGGGUAUUCUUUCUCAAAAGAGGCCCAGGGAGCGAGAUAGAAAUCAGUGAAGUCGUGGCUGAGUUUAGGAAGGAGAAAGAAGAGUUCAAUGAGAUGAUAAAAGAAAAUGUUAAUGGCGGCCAUACUAACACUACACUUGGUCAGAAAAUCAUGAGUGGUAUUGCAAAUUACAUGUCGGAGUUGAAGCCCAACAUAGAUACGUACACCAUGUCUAGUUGGUGCAGAAAGGCUUUUUAUGAGGUCGAUUUCGGAUGGGGUCGUCCAGCUUGGGUUGGACUCGGCCAUCAAGAUAUCCAGGAUGGUGUGAUGUAUGUCCUGUUGGUGGAUGCUAAGGAUGGUGAAGGUGUUGAAGUAUGGGUAGGCAUACCUGAACAAGACAUGGCAGCUUUUGUCUGUGACCAAGAAUUGCUUUCUUAUGCAUCUUUAAAUCCCCCAGUCCUGAUCUAAGCACGUACCAUGAUAUACAUCAAGAUUGUCCAAACUUUGUCAUGCAUGAAUUGAUUGUUAUCGCACAUUGCUGCUCUAUGUUUCUUUGAAUAUUUACUUUUGCAUUUCGUUAUGUUUGCUUUUAUCAACCAAGGAGGUCACUCCUUUUUCAUAUUCGUUUACUAUUUACUCUCUUAAAUUUAUGGUGUUUAUCUUCUUUUUUUUUUUUUUUUUAAU
This is a messenger RNA of Arabidopsis thaliana (thale cress), 1630 nucleotides long. Its product is annotated as HXXXD-type acyl-transferase family protein. The transcript has a single exon. The coding region runs from base 83 to 1414 and encodes 443 amino acids. The record is from RefSeq and is marked reviewed. Lineage: Eukaryota; Viridiplantae; Streptophyta; Magnoliopsida; Brassicales; Brassicaceae.